AUGAUGAUGACGCCCGAUCCGGGACCCGCGAAACGGACCGAUCGUUCGCCGGCUGCCUGUGACCGGCUGGAGGAGGAGAAGGAGCAGGGGCACCGGGGGUGCAAUGCUGAAACCGGAACCGGAAGGCCGGUGGUUGGCCCACAGAAAACCAACCAUAGCCAUGGCCAGCUAUGGUCGCGCGCCAGGGAUACGUCGUCGUCGUCGUCGUCGCUGUUCGUAGGACUAACGAUGCUUCUGCUGCAUCUCGGUGAGGUGGACUGCCGAGCGCCGAAGGAACCGUACUAUGGGCGCGAAAUCGGAAGACUCACCAACUUCGGGCACGGCAUCAAGGGUCAAGUGUUCGCCGUCGAUGAGUCGACACUGUUUGUCAAAGGGUUCGCCUACGACGGCAACGCACCGGAUGCGUUCUUCUGGGUCGGCAACUCACCCCGCCCGAGCCCCGAGGGCUACAUCAUCCCGUACCCGGAGGAGUACAGCGGGAGAGAACCACCGGUGCUGCAGCAGCACAACAACACAGACAUCAUCCUGAAGCUGCCGAUGGGAAAACGGAUUCGCGACAUUCGCUGGCUUUCGGUCUGGUGCCGACGGUUCACGGUCGAUUUUGGUGAAAUCUUCAUCCCGCCCGGGCUGGACGUACCGAAACCGCGGGUACUGCCCGAGUUCAAGCGACUGGCGCACGGGCUCCGGUCGAGCAACAUCAGUAUCCUGGACGCGAAAACGUUCUACAUUCCCAACCUGCACUACGACGGUGCCGGACCGGACGCGUACUUCUGGGUUGGCAACGGGUCCGAGCCCAACAUUAUGGGCACCAAAGUUCCUAACGAGAUCGGUUCGCUGGAACCGCUGCGCGGCUACCAGGGCGAAGACAUCGAGAUCCAGCUGCCCGGCAAUCUGACCGUCUACGACAUCGACUGGCUGGCCGUGUGGUGCGUCGAGUACCGGCACAACUUUGGCCACGUCUACAUCCCGCGGGACCUGGACGUUCCGCCGGCCCUCGGGCAGACGAAAAUAGCGCCGCCCUGGUGGUACAAGCCGACCACAACGACAUCGUCCACCAUCAUCACGCAGGGUACGAGCAAACCGACCAACGUCAACUGCCGCGAGCUGAUCCGUGGCCGGCUGAACGUCAUGUGGGAAGUGCUGGACGAUUACAUCGUGAUCGAGCUGAUCGGACGGAUCGCCGAGGAGCAGUACAUGGCGUUCGGGAUCUCCGGAAGCCACGGACACCCGCAGAUGGUCGGUGCGGACGUGGCGGUGGCCUUCUACGACCGACGGCAGCGCCGGUUCCGGGCCGAGGACUACUACCUCUCGUCGUUGGCCCAGUGCGACGGCAAGCUCGGUGUGUGUCCGGACGAGCGCAUCGGCGGCAAGAACGACGUGGAGAUCCUGUCCGGUGACCGUAGCCACGGUGUGACGCGCAUCAAGUACCGUCGGUUGCUGCAGACGAACGAAGCCGUCAACGAUCGGGCGUAUCCGCUCGAUCGGCAGGUAUCGGUGAUUGCGGCGAUCGGACCGCUGAACUCGCGCGAAGAAGCCAACUCUCACACGCACACCGGAACCGACGUGACGGUGGACGACGUGCAGAUCGACUUUUCGUCCAAAAAUGAUCACACCUGCACCGACGCCCUCGACAGCUACCGGGAGGAGGACGGACCGGAGCCGUGGCCAACGCGAAUGAUUCUCGGCGAGCGGGUUAUCACGGCCCGCAUCGGACCGACCGGCGGCAAGCGGGGCUACACGCCGAUCACGGGCAACCCGUCGUGGGGUAUCGCGUGGUACAUGAACGACAAGCUGAUCCCGGAGAUCUACGUCGAGCGUGGCCAGACGUACACGUUCGUCGUGGAGGGUGGCGACGAACCGACGCAACCAGCCAAAUAUCACCCCCUGUACAUCACGAACUCUCCCGAGGGAGGCUACGGACAGCUAUCGGAGGCCCAGAAACGCCGGGAAACCGUCUACGCUGGCGUCGAAUACGAUUCGUCCGGUUACGCCGUUCCUACUGCAGCUGGUCGGUACUGCGAAUGGAAGCACAAGACCAUUGACAAGUCGACGGAAAUCGCCACGUUCGACGAGUACAUGAAGACGCUCCAGUUGGUCUGCGAUGAUCCGAACGGCCAGCCGUCCUAUCUCAACUGGACGGUGGUGGACGAGACACCCGAUCUGGUGUACUAUCAGUGCUUCACGCAUCGCAACCUGGGCUGGAAGAUCCGCGUCGUCAAUCCGGGUGAAACUAGUAAGAUCAGUGGAUCGCAUGGUCUGUACGGUAGUGGGCUGGGCGCCGUCACGGUGCUGCUAGUGUCCGUCGGGUCACUGAUGCUCGGCGGUACGGCCACCGCACUCGUUGGCCGUCUGCCGUGGAGUUUCUGA
Messenger RNA from Anopheles cruzii, 2367 nucleotides. Its product is annotated as protein Skeletor, isoforms B/C. The record is from RefSeq and is a predicted model, not a curated record. The transcript has 11 exons. Bases 1 to 2367 code for a protein of 788 amino acids. NCBI's taxonomy places the organism in Eukaryota, Metazoa, Arthropoda, Insecta, Diptera, Culicidae.